CCCUCCUCCCCCACCCAAAAAAAAAGUUUUCUGGAUUAUUAUUUACAGAAAUAUGAGAGAGACAAGGAAUGGCUGGUUAUUGAUAUCUGUGAGAGGUGAGGGUAGGCGAUUGGGUAAAAGGAAUGUCAUGUCAUAAUCAAAUCCAUUUUUAUGAUCCUGUGAAUGUUGAAACAAAUUCGGUGAAAGGUCAUGUCGCUUUCUCAACACAGCGACCCCGCCGCUUGUGGGAUAUCUGAUGGGUUUUCAGUCUCCUCCCUCUCCCUUCAUGUGCUGUUCCUUUGGUAAAUGAGUUGCAGACUGAAGCCUGGGGAAGAGGUUUGCAUUUAGUCACAAUUGUCCAAAGUGGGGGAAGAGUCCGCAUUGGUUACGCAGCCUGAAGGUUCACCUGGUGUCUGCCCGAUAAGGUCUCGAUAUAUUGGACUUGGCACACACUAUAAAUUGAAAAAUGAUCUACAAGCUGAAGAGAAACUCUUUUUGUUGGCUUAUUCUAUGCCUGCUCCUUCAAGGAAUGGAAAGUUUUAUCAUAAAGAGUUCUGACGAUCAAUGCUUGGAAGCCUCUUUGGAGAGUGAUCGGGUAAUGAUGGACAGUUGUAAUCCGGACUCGCAGCUCCAAGACUGGGCAUGGAAACAAAAGCGGUUUAUUAAUCAGGGAACACGAAGGUGUCUUUCUGCAGACCAGAGUCUCCUGGUUCAGACUGUAGCUUGUGAGAAUGUGGCCAACUUAACAUGGACGUGCCGCAAACAUCGACUUAUCCACACAGCCACGUCCAUGUUUCUGAUUGCUGAGGGAAACGUGGUGUCUAUUUCUGAAGAAAGAAAAAAAAAUUCCAAGUGGAACUCAAUGAACAACAUAGGCAUUUGCCAGAUGCUUUUACAGAGAAGCCCAGAGACAACAUCAGCAAAGACUCAAAUGUUACUAGCACAAUUUGAAGAUGGGGUCAUCAGCGAUGGGAGACAGAAUGACACCCAAGUGGAAGAAACUACCACAGGGAAACACCAGCCUUAUCCAAUAGAGGAUUCCACUAACUGGAACUAUGCUAUGUUGGUGCUUGCAUUCAUUACGCUGUUCCUGGGAUUUCUUAUUCUGGUUUUAUGUUCCAGGGCAAACAAGAAGAAAAAGAUGAAGGAAGUGAAUGAAUUAAAGAACAGGAGUGCGGCAGAAAGUGAGGCAUUACAAAAGACAACAACACAAUAUGCAGAUGAGAUUGACGACCCUGCAGAAACUGACCAAAUGUUACGGACCAAGCAAGCCUACAUUUCCUUUGAGCAGGUGCCAAAGAGUUCGUCCCCCAAAAUCUCAUCCAAACCAGGAGAGAUCAUGAUUGAGUGGAAGGAUGGAAACAUAAGUUCCCUUUUCAUGGAUGCAAAAGAAGAUGAUUUGUAGAACCCCAAGUUACAGGACUGAGCUUGCGAUGGAGAAUCUAUUUUUAAGAUGAAAAGAAUUAAUUUUUGUAAAAUAUUUUUAGCCAAUAAAAGAUCCAAUUGUAGAGGAGGAAAAGAUUAGUAAACAAAUGAGUCAGGGGUAAAGGAUAGUUACUUAGUCUUGCCGAAAGUGGGAACUGGUACUCCAGAAGGUGGUGGGACCACAAUUCUUCACAAUUCAUGUAAACAAUAUGAUCUCAGGUUUCAGAAGUACAAGCUCAAAAUGUAUGGCUACAAAUUGGGGGGAUACAGUUUAAUGUGAGGAGAACAUAAACAUAUAUAUCAUUGACAAAUGAAUUUCAAUAUAGAUAAGUGUGAGGUAUUAAAUUUUGCAGGACAAAUAAAGAAGCCAUUUACUGAUUGGUAAAGAACAGGUUAAAUGAGAUGGAGAAAUAAAGUGAUACAGAUGUACAGAUACACAGGGCAUUAAAAGUAGUAAUGCAGAUCACAAAGGUCAUUAAAAUGUAGUAGUUCAAUUUGAGACAGAACUGAUAAAUGUAGAAGUUAUGUUAAACUCAGAUCAAACUUUAGGCUUCACAUUAAGAUUGUUAAAUGGUUUGAUGGGGUAGACAGAGAAGAUGUGUCCACUCACUGGAAAGACCAAACCUAAGGCCACAAAUAUUAAGAGGUCUCUAAUAAAUCCAACAGCAAAGUAGUGAAAACCUCUUCAUCCAAAGAGUGGCAACUAGGUGGAGAUCAGUACCAAAAGAAAUAGCGGAAAUGAACAUUACAGGGAAUAGAUAGAUAAGCACAUAAGGAAGAACAGAAUAAAUGGAUAUAUUGAUAUGUUGGAUGAAGGCAUUGUCAGUGUGAAACUAAAUGCUAGCUUACAUGAGUGUUGGUUAAAUAACCUGUAUCUGUACUGUAACCACUAAGUAAUUAAUCUAGAUAUUUCCUAUUGAGACAUUUAACCCAUGUCUGCUGCUGACUUGCUGCACAUAGAGAAGGGAGAUUAUCCCUUUUGCCUUAAGUGGUUUAUUUUUAUAAUGUAUAAUUCAUCACCAGCAUUAAAAGUGUUUAAACAGUUUAUAACAUUUACAAAACUGUUUCCUGAUUUGUAAUAGCCUUCUUCCAGUUUGGAUGAGCUGCACAGAGACUGGGCAAAGGCUUCAGCCUUAACAGGCUCUAAUAACAGAUUCAUCCCAGAUGAUCUAUUUCUGGCCUAGAUCACAGACUGUGCCUACUCUAGGCAGCCUGUCUCCACUGACCUGUCUAACUCUGGGAGGCCAUGACUGGAAAUAGACCAAAAUUUCAUGGAAAACAAUGCAUGUGCAAAUCGACCAGCAAAUUCAAAGGAUUGAGAGAUAAGCUGAGAGUUGGGAACAUCCAGGAUAUUUUUGGUUGAUUUACAUUACUUUGUUUCUGCUUUGCAUUAUGAUCACCCAACCCUUAACCUUCCCACUGAUUUUAAAGAACUGACUGGAUUUUGUAUUAAUUGUCCAUUGAAUACACUCUGACAGCUCAAUUCUGGUCAUUAAG
Messenger RNA from Hemiscyllium ocellatum (epaulette shark), 2901 nucleotides. Its product is annotated as solute carrier family 51 subunit beta. Gene Ontology annotation, cellular component: plasma membrane. The record is from RefSeq and is a predicted model, not a curated record. Gene Ontology annotation, molecular function: protein heterodimerization activity; transmembrane transporter activity. Bases 446 to 1384 code for a protein of 312 amino acids. The transcript has 6 exons. Gene Ontology annotation, biological process: bile acid and bile salt transport. NCBI's taxonomy places the organism in Eukaryota, Metazoa, Chordata, Chondrichthyes, Orectolobiformes, Hemiscylliidae.